GUCUUUUUAACACCACGCAGGCUUCGUCAACUUCAUACUAACCCCCUCAACCCACACAGCUCGUUCAAAAUGAGUCACCGCAAGUACGAGGCUCCUCGCCACGGCUCCCUGGCUUACCUGCCGCGAAAGCGCGCUGCCCGCCACCGUGGAAAGGUCAAGUCGUUCCCCAAGGAUGACGCCAAGAAGCCCGUCCACCUGACCGCCGCCAUGGGCUACAAGGCCGGCAUGACCACCAUCGUUCGUGACCUCGACCGACCCGGCGCGAAGGCGAACAAGAAGGAAGUUGUGGAGGCGGUUUCUAUCGUCGAUACCCCACCUAUGAUCGUUGUUGGUCUUGUGGGCUACAUCGAGACUCCCCGUGGUCUCCGAUCCCUCACCACCGUGUGGGCCGAGCACUUGGGCGACGAGCUCAAGCGUCGGUUCUACAAGAACUGGUACAAGUCCAAGAAGAAGGCCUUCACCAAGUACGCCAAGAAGCACUCCGAGAACAGCGGCGCUUCCAUCACCCGCGAGCUCGAGCGCAUCAAGAAGUACUGCACCGUCGUCCGUGUCCUCGCCCACACCCAGAUCCGCAAGACUCCCCUCAAGCAGAAGAAGGCCCACCUUAUGGAGAUCCAGGUCAACGGUGGCUCCAUCGCCGACAAGGUCGCCUUCGGCCAGGAGCUUUUCGAGAAGCCCGUGUCCAUCGACUCCAUCUUCGAGCAGGACGAGAUGAUUGAUGUCAUCGCCGUCACCAAGGGUCACGGUUUCUCCGGUGUCACCUCCCGAUGGGGCACCAAGAAGCUUCCUCGCAAGACUCACAAGGGUCUCCGAAAGGUCGCUUGUAUCGGUGCUUGGCAUCCUUCCCACGUCCAGUGGACCGUCGCCCGCGCCGGUCAGGACGGAUACCACCACCGAACCUCGGUCAACCACAAGAUCUACCGAAUUGGUAAGGGCGAUGCUGAGGACAGCGCCGCCACCGAGAUCGAUGUCACCAAGAAGAAGAUCACUCCUCUGGGUGGCUUCGUCCGCUAUGGUGAGGUCAACAACGACUUCGUCAUGGUCAAGGGUUCCAUUCCCGGUACCAAGAAGCGUGUCAUGACUCUCCGCAAGUCCAUGUUCGUGCACACCUCCCGAAGGGCCCUGGAGAAGGUCAGCCUCAAGUGGAUCGACACCUCGUCCGAGUUCGGACACGGUGCUUUCCAGACCCCUGCCGAGAAGAAGCAGUACCAGGGUACCCUCAAGAAGGAUCUUGCCUCCGCUUAAAGCGGCAGCUAAUUUCCUUUCUUUGUCAUGUCCAUUGCAUCGGUGUCGAGGGUUGGUUCGUUCACCUUAUGUUUGGGCUGGGUUAGGUUUCAUACUGGCAUGAACGUAAAAAAUCCAGCUAGAGGGAUGGAUCAAAAAUUCUAACGAGAUUCCCAAUGUUAAUUUGACUCCACCUGUUCGUUUGGUGAAUGCCCUGUGUAUCAUGUUGCACCGUGAAGGAAAUGUCUGCCUCCACAGUGUUGAGUUGAUGCAGUGAUGCUCGGGUACUUAUUGAUUUAUUUUUGGAGGCUGGGUCAUCGUUCCGUCUGUGGGAGUAAGAGGGAUUUGAUUGGCAUGGUCAUAGAAAAAAGAUGCUCAUUUUCCUUG
Ilyonectria robusta is the source of this 1611-nucleotide messenger RNA. RefSeq names its product 60S ribosomal protein L3. Gene Ontology annotation, molecular function: structural constituent of ribosome; RNA binding. The coding region runs from base 70 to 1245 and encodes 391 amino acids. The record is from RefSeq and is a predicted model, not a curated record. The transcript is spliced from 5 exons. Lineage: Eukaryota; Fungi; Ascomycota; Sordariomycetes; Hypocreales; Nectriaceae. Gene Ontology annotation, biological process: translation; ribosomal large subunit assembly. Gene Ontology annotation, cellular component: ribosome; cytosolic large ribosomal subunit.